AUGGCGCCUCCGAUACGCGCGCGCUCGAUCAAAUCGGACUCCUUCCACGAACACUUCCGAAAGCUCAAGACAUCCGUGUACCAAGACAGCCCUCGCCCAAACGCCGUAUCAUCCUCGCACUACAUCCGCACGCUAUCAUGGAACGCCUCUGGCACAUUCAUCGCGACAGGCGCUGCAGAUAGGACACUGCGCAUCUGGAACUCUGAAAAGACGAAUGCUAAGAACUCGACUGAAUUGCGCACGCCGAAUACGACAGCAGCCCUAGAGCGCGUGUCCUUCCACCCAAUCAACGAGAAUGAGCUCGCGAGCUCCACGUCUGAUGGCAUGGUUAGGUUCUGGGAUAUACGGUCCAAGGCCAGUGUUGGUGAAGUCAAGGUCGGCGAGUGCCCAUUCACGUUGGCAUGGACCCCAGAUGGGAAUGAGUUGGUUGCAGGUAGAAAGGAUAAUCUCCUUGUCACCAUCGACCGAUCGACCCUAAGCAUCCUCUCCGAACACCAACAAGUCCUCCAAACAAAUCAAUGCGUCUUCGAUUGGUCCGGCAACCACCUCUACACAACAGCCGGCGACGGCAGCGUCAGAAGCCUUCGGUACCCGUCUUUCGAAAACGCCAUGACUUUAAACGCUCAUACUUCUGCAUGCUACGCGGUAUCUCUAUCGCCCAGCGGCGAAUACCUGGCAGCAGGUGGAGGCGAUGCGCUCAUCUCACUCUGGGACACACAAGAAUGGAUUUGCACGCGGACUUUGGAAUUGACCGGCGGCAUCAUCAAGUCGGUCGACUUCUCCUUCGACGGUAGCUAUGUUACUGCGGGCUCCGAUGAUAAGGAAGAGAAGAAGAUUCGCAUUGCGCAUGUCCAUACUGGAGAGAUUGUACACACGGUCGAUGUGCCGACUCCAGCGUCCCACGUUGCCUGGCAUCCGUGCCGGUAUAUCCUCGCAUACUCCGCGGAUAAUUUGGGUCUCAAGAUCAUUGGGGGUAUCAGCUAG
This is a messenger RNA of Alternaria metachromatica, 984 nucleotides long. RefSeq lists its product as uncharacterized. The transcript has 2 exons. Gene Ontology annotation, biological process: mRNA export from nucleus. Gene Ontology annotation, cellular component: THO complex part of transcription export complex. Gene Ontology annotation, molecular function: protein binding. Bases 1 to 984 code for a protein of 327 amino acids. NCBI's taxonomy places the organism in Eukaryota, Fungi, Ascomycota, Dothideomycetes, Pleosporales, Pleosporaceae. The record is from RefSeq and is a predicted model, not a curated record.